This is a messenger RNA of Aphanomyces invadans, 3856 nucleotides long. Its product is annotated as serine/threonine protein kinase. Gene Ontology annotation, molecular function: protein serine/threonine kinase activity; ATP binding; protein binding. NCBI's taxonomy places the organism in Eukaryota, Oomycota, Saprolegniomycetes, Saprolegniales, Verrucalvaceae. Bases 26 to 3742 code for a protein of 1238 amino acids. Gene Ontology annotation, biological process: peptidyl-serine phosphorylation; peptidyl-threonine phosphorylation. The record is from RefSeq and is a predicted model, not a curated record. The transcript is spliced from 3 exons.
GCUGGCCAAAACUUUCGUUCACUGGAUGGAGUACAAUGUAGUUUGGAAUGAAGGCUCCCUGGGCCUAACGCUGCGGCCUGAGCUCGGCAAAGACAUGCCCCCCGUCGUGGGGAGGCUCACCCGCGAAGAGUCUGAAGCGGCACAUGGCGGUGUCGCCGUCGGCCACAUGCUUACAAGCAUCAACGGCGAAGAGACAGCCAAAAUGGGGUACGACGCGGUCGUGCACAUGCUCAAGACAGUUCCAAGGCCGUGUCUCCUCCGUUUUCGAGUCCCAAAGUCCCUCGCCACCAGCCGAUCUACUGGAAGCUCGUCGUCCGCUCCCAGCGAAGUCGUACCAAACCAGCAGCCGGACAACGCGAUGCUGGUCUCGUCAUCCUCUGGCCGUCCAAAGCGCGACACAUACGUGGUCGAGUGGAUCUACGGACCCCUUGGCUUGAUCUUCCGCCAUGCCGACUUGGACCACGACAUUCCGUCUAUUCGCAAGAUUACGGGUAAAGGGCUCGGGUCCCAUGGCAUCAAGCACGCCCGUGUGGACGACAUAUUGGUCGAGAUCAAUGGCACCACGACAAAGACGCUCGGGUUCAACCGGUCCAUUUCCAUGCUGAAAAGCAUGGAAAAGCCCGCGCUUCUCAAGUUUCAACGGUCGUCUCGCGAAAAAGAAAUCGUGCGAGUUAGCAUGCGCGAGCCACGCAUCAAGUACGAGCCUGCCGCAGUCGCUACGCCGACAUCACUCGGGGUGGCCGCCGAGUACGACAUUGUGUGGUACGAUGGCGACCUCGGGCUUAAACUGCGGCCAACAGCAAACGAUGUCCCGAUGAUCUCACGCUUGACGGGGAAAGGCAGCGCGGUCGGUGUGGACAACUCGCGCGUUGGCGACGUCCUUGUCGCGAUCAACGGCAAGUUUAUCCACGAAUCGUCGUACAUGAGCACCUUGAGGUGGAUCAAAGACACUCGCAAACCCAUCACGCUGCGAUUUCGAUCGCGGGAUCGCGACAAAGACGCAGCCACGUCGGCGUCCUCCAUGUUGUUUCAGAAACACGACCAGAUUCCGGACUUUGUGCUCGCGGCGCUUCGUGUGGGCGAAUACGACCAGGUGGAGGCGUAUGCCCGCCGCGCCAUGGCCGCAUCGGGCUGUGCCAAGUCUGCGUUUGCAUGGAUGGGAGAUGCGCUUCAUCGUUGCGAAGAGUACGAUUUGGCCCUGGCUGUGUUUGACAAAGGCCUGCAGCUCCAUUCCAAGGACGUGGAUUGUGCGGUCGGAAAGGUCGACGUCCGUGAAACGAUCCAACUCGCCAAAGUGUUUGGGCCAAAUGCAGCAGUCAAACUCGCCAAGGACCCAGAGAUGCUCAAGCUGCUCAAAGAUGAACAGUCCCGGCGCAUCAUCCAAGACGUGCUAAUCCACCCGAGCCAAUACCACCAGCACAAAACGCUGUGCGAACCCGUCCUGGCGUAUCUCCAACAAUUCUGCGACGAAACGAGUGGCGCUGCCCAGGAUCACACCAUCCUCGCCCUGCCUGUCAAAGGAACCCUGGACGAGCUUACAGCGUACCUCAUGACGCCAGGCAAUCCUCGCAAGCAUCGGCUGUCGGAUACGUACAACGUGGUCGCGGAUCUCUUGACCAAGUGCAACCAUAGCGUGUUCAAAGCGGAAAGUGGUGGGAAGAAGUCCAAGAAACUUGUGGUCAAGCUCACCGACAAGCAGAGAGAAGUCGAGUUCUAUGAGCGCAUGGGGCACGACAACGACUCGGAGCUCUACAUUGUCGACUGCGUCCAGAUCAUUGACGUGCCUCUAGCCGGGAAGGCCAAGUGUUUUGCGGUCGUGAUGGAGCAAGGGCUGGCGUUGGACUUGGACCACGUCCACAUGCUUCAACAGCAGCCGUUCCUGCGACUGAAUUGCAUCGAGAAGCUCGCGCGAGCUGUCCUCUUUUUGCACGGCCAACGACUCAUCCAUGGUGACAUCAAGCUCGAAAAUGUCGUGUACUUUAGCGAUCGCAUUUGGUACAAACUGAUCGAUUUUGACCACACGGUGCCGUUUGGGUCGCGCAUUCGGCAUUGCACCCCCGAGUACUGUCCGCCGGAAAUGGCGCGAUGCAUGCUGCAGGGUCAAGCGUCGACGAUCGCAGCGUCGCCCAAGUUUGACGUGUGGUGCUUUGGUGUGCUGGUGCUUCGUCUGUUUCUGGAUGGUGGCCACUUGGAUGAAUUUGACGGGGUCGAAGGCGACGCCGUGUAUAAACUGGUCGCGGCGCCGGGGUUUUCGUUCCGCCAGAGUCUGGCCAAAGUGGCUGCGUUGAACAACCGCCAAAAGAAGUACUUGCUCAUGUGCUUGGAGCCAGACGAGUCCAAGCGAACGGGCAACUUGCGCGAUUUGCUCAAGGCGCUCGAAACCAAAUCGACAACUCACGGCAUGGCGCCUGCACCGCCGUCGCCCAUCGACCAACUAUCGUGUCCGCUGCCACUGCUUUGGACGCUGUCUGUCAUGACGGACAAGGCCCGCAUCCCGCUCGGCGACUUUCUUCGAGGCCUGGACUGCCGCAUCGGAGUCCUCAACGCGCCGACUGCCGAGUGCACGUGCGACGAAAGCGAUAUCGUGACGGUGUUGGCCGAGUCGGACGUGGUCGCUCUAGUGCUGCCGUUCGUGCGCGCUUAUGGCCUUUUCUCGGGCAUUUUGGACACGUUGGAAGACUACUACGGCACGGACGUGGCCCAUUUCAGGUUUGCCUAUCCUGAUGCCGACAAACUGGACGCGACCGUCGCGUCCCUCGAGUCGAUCCAUCCCAUGACGGCGAUGCUGCCGUGCGAAGGGACCCUCCGCACCCUCCACGCCCGAUUGACUCAAACCAAAGUCCCCCGAGACGAAGUCGACGAAAUACUGGACACAGUGUUAGCGCAGGGCAUGUCGGCCUUUGUCUCGAGCAACGACACGUCAGCUCGUGUGGCCGAGAUUUUCAAGUCGAUGGCCAGUCUCAACGCACUCUCCAAACCAACUCUCAUCGGCGGAUGGCGCAGCCUUUCGGGCACGAACGACGUCACGUGGAAGUGCCAUCGCCACGCGCCGCACCAUAGUACUUGCGAACCUCGAAACCUCGCCAUGACGGAAUUUGCCGUCCCAGAGCCGUGGGAAUUGCCCAUGUUGUGGUCGCUGGACGCCGCGGAGAAGCUGGGGAAAUGCGACCCGUCGAAGCUUGAGCGAAUGCGAUUUCAACUUGUGUUUCAGUGCGAGUGGUGUGCGUCAUCGUGCGGCAGGUUUGAGCCCCAGAACGAUGCGGAUGCACGAAACGAUGCGUCGUUGCGAGAGGUGGGUGCGUCGGUCGCGAUCCGGGAGAUGUUGCCCAUUUUGAACGCAAGCUAUCUGGCGCGGAAGGCGUUAUGUGUGGCGGCUCUGUUGGGUGUGUCGUUGGAUGGGUUUCAGUUUGAUUUGAAGGAUACCCAGCACGUGGCCAAAAUCGCGAGGGCGUUGGAAUCGAUCCAUGGACGUCCCCCGCGCUUCGACACGGACGCGGCGUUCGAAGAGAUUGUCCAUCGACUCGAGACUGAAGACUUGGAUGACGUGGAGUUGGCAGACGAAGCGAGGAAAUUGCAGGACGCGUUGUUGGUGUACCGAUCUAUGGCUCUUCCAAAGAUGAAGCAAGUGUUGGCACGAAUGGGCUUUGACUGGAACCGCGCCCAUGUCGGUGGGCUACGUCAAGUCCAAUUUGCAUCGGGAUACAGCCGAUGGGUGUGCCAAGUGCACUCGGGUGCCCCAUAACACGGCAAGUGUAGCUCUAUGUCGAGUGGAUGUGAAGAAGGUAGAUUCGGGUGGGGUCAUGCCAAUACACCCCUGUCGCUUUGUGUCGCUUUCAAUGGCUUGUUGGGAUAUGGC